Messenger RNA from Saccostrea echinata, 1840 nucleotides. RefSeq names its product baculoviral IAP repeat-containing protein 3-like. Gene Ontology annotation, cellular component: spindle microtubule; nucleus; cytoplasm. Gene Ontology annotation, molecular function: cysteine-type endopeptidase inhibitor activity involved in apoptotic process. The record is from RefSeq and is a predicted model, not a curated record. Lineage: Eukaryota; Metazoa; Mollusca; Bivalvia; Ostreida; Ostreidae. The transcript is spliced from 6 exons. The coding region runs from base 261 to 1631 and encodes 456 amino acids. Gene Ontology annotation, biological process: regulation of cell cycle; negative regulation of apoptotic process.
UAUGUCACGAAGAGAUACUUUACAUGACAUCGUCAGCAUUAAGAUUCUAAAGGUUUUGUGUAAAAGAAAGAAUCCACGAUUUAACUGACUUUACAAAACGCACAAAGCAGGUACCACCUAAGGCACUAGUUAACAAUUAACGAGGAGGUCAAAACGAAAUAUAGAAGUUCUGACCCCUAAGUUGUUUGCAUCAUACUAUCUUAAAACAACCCUCAUUUCGAAUACAAAUAGUGAAAUAAAUAUUCCCACCAUAUGCACAAAUGCAUUCAUUGGACAGAUAUUUUCGCUCUCCCCUUGGGAAUAGAGAUGUUACCGAUGAGAUGAGAUAUGAAUGGCUGCGCAUAAAGUCAUUUUCCACAUUUCCUCUGAAUUCCUCUCAAAGUUCUGUCCGACUUGCUCGUUCUGGAUUUUAUUUCACGGGAAAAAACCAAGAAUGUGUCUGUUUUUCAUGUGGAUUACAUCAUUCAAAUUGGACAAGAGAAAACAUUACAGAGUUACAUAAAAAGUUGUCACCAAGCUGUCGUCAUGUGCAUGGAAAGGAGGAUACAAAUGUUCCAGUUGGAUCAAGUGAAAGUAACCAUACUAAUCACUUGUAUUCCGAAUCUAUCUGUUCUGGAGUAAACAAUAAACAUGCUGCGCCACAUGCACAGCAGAUAUCGGGAAAACCCCUAAAGCAGCCAUCGGGAGGUUAUAGUCCAUAUGCACAAAAUAAUCCCAGUCUUUCAGGUCUUUUUCAGCCAUGCACUCCACAGCCUAAUCACUUGAAAGAAGCUUUAGAACCUCUUGGCAUUGUUGUUGACAGGCCAAAAUAUCCAAGCUACUCCGUACUGGCGACGAGGAUCAGCAGUUUUCAGCAAUGGCCGUCGCAUUUGACACAAACACCAAGGGACCUUAGUCUUGCAGGAUUCUUUUAUGCUGGAUACGGUGACUAUGUUCGAUGUUUCUUUUGUGGAGGAGGGCUGCGCAAUUGGGAGCCAGGCGAUGAUGCUUGGGUAGAACAUGCUAGAUGGUUUCCUAAAUGUCCUUUCUUGAUUCAAAAUCGAGGACAGGAUUUUGUGAAUCUGAUACAGCGCGUUCAGGCCGAAGGCUUGGAAGAUAUUUCCUCUCAAGAACAAAAAGAAGCGCAUGCAGAUAUUGAACAACUUCCAGCUGCCCAAGAAAUUCUUCAGAUGGGAUACACGUGGAUUACGAUCAAGGAAACUUACAGAAAACUGCAUAAGAAUGUGACAGACGUGACAGCUGCAGAGUUGAUAGAAGAAAUUCUGGUGAACAGCUCCUCAACGUCUGCCUAUGAUCCAGAAAUGAGUUAUCCGAAUAAAGAAGGCUCUAUCCCACAGCCUUCUGCGUACAGUAGAAAUGAGACAAGCCAAACUAGUAAUUCACCAUCAACCAUCGGGCUAUCUGAGGAAGUUGGAGCUAUGACUUUGAAUGAAGACACUCAGACUUUGAUUGAAGAAAAUCGAAGACUUAAAGAACAAAGACUUUGCAGGAUUUGCAUGGAGGAGGACGUUGCAAUUGCCUUUCUGCCAUGUGGUCAUUUGUGUUGUUGUACCCACUGCUCACCCGCGAUGCGCAAAUGUCCAAUGUGCAGAGCAUUCAUUAAAGGCACCGUGAAGACAUAUCCAGCUUAAAUGAUUUAUACUAUAAAUAGAUUUUUAAAGAAAUUCAUUUUAGGUUCCUCUCGUGUGUUGACAUAAAGUAUUACAGCAAUGGUCCAUGAAGAUAUACUCUUUGAAAAAUAACAGGACAGUUAUUUUGUAUAUAGAAUUGUUGAUUUAAAAGUAAUUUCUAACUACUGUCCAUUUGUUUAUAUGAAACAUCAUAAUCAUUUUUUUUUUUU